Messenger RNA from Anopheles funestus (African malaria mosquito), 1307 nucleotides. RefSeq names its product putative transferase CAF17 homolog, mitochondrial. The record is from RefSeq and is a predicted model, not a curated record. NCBI's taxonomy places the organism in Eukaryota, Metazoa, Arthropoda, Insecta, Diptera, Culicidae. Gene Ontology annotation, cellular component: mitochondrial matrix. Gene Ontology annotation, molecular function: protein binding. Bases 89 to 1180 code for a protein of 363 amino acids. The transcript has a single exon.
AUUAAAGAGGUUGUUUCUAUUUACGAGUGUGUGCGCGGUAUUUAGGUGCGCACUGAAACAUUCUUUCGCUAGGCCACCAAUUCACAAAAUGCUGCUCUCACGGUGCACUACGUCCCUCAACAUCAUACAACAACGAUGGCCCGCAAUGGUCGGACAAAAUCUGAACCGAACAGUUAACAGCACACGAUCGCUGCAUCAAUCCGGCUCAACACAGAGCUCCCCAUACACAGUGGCGCAUUUAACUGAACGCAAGUUUGUCCGUGUGCAAGGAGCCGAUUCGGUCAGCUUCCUACAAGGGCUGAUGACUAACGAUAUGCGACACUUUGAACACUGCGGAGUAAUGUACGCAAUGUUUCUGAAAGCGAAUGGGCGAGUUUUCUGUGAUACACUCAUUUACAAACGGCCUGAGGCGGAGGCGGAACCACACGAUUAUCUGCUCGAGUGCGACGCGUCCGUGGCAUCGAGGCUGGAGAAACAUUUGAAGCUUUACCGGUUGCGAAAGAAGGUGCAGGUGGGAAUGGAUGAAACAUACCACGUUUGGGCCGCGUUCAAGAAUGAAAUUGCCGACGGUGAAGAAGAGGGACCGAAUGCAAACAGUCGCUUACACGUGCUCAAAGAUCCACGAUUAGCACGGCUCGGUUAUCGAGUGCUAAUCGAUAAAGAACAAUCUGACACGAGGAAGCUUUUGAACUCGAUCUUCCCUGACGCAGUAGUGUCUACCGACAAAGCUGACCCGUACACAGAAUUUCGCUACUCGCUCGGUAUUGGAGAGGGAGAAGAAAAUCUUCCAGAUGGAAAAUGUUUCCCACUCGAAUGUAACUGCGAUCUGCUGCAUGGUGUUAGCUUCCACAAGGGUUGCUACAUCGGCCAGGAGCUAACUGCAAGAACGUACCACACAGGUGUGAUACGUAAACGGCUGAUGCCGCUCGUGUUUGAAAGUGUGCCCAAGUUAUCCGCUGCUCCGGAAACGUUGCGUGAUGCUGAGAUUAAAAACAGUGAAGGAACCGUUGUAGGAAAGCUACGAGGUUUGUUCGGUCAUCAUGCUAUCGGUUUGCUACGCAUCGAGAAGAUCCUGCCCGGAGGGGAGCUAACACUGAAUGUACCGGGCGAAACGAAUGCCAUUCCCUGUCGCACAAACAAACCUUCCUGGUGGCCCAAAGAACUUAACACCCGUGCUUAAUGUGUUUCGAUUAGCAAGAGCAAGCAGCGUUAUGAGUUUUUUUCUUCCUUUUCUCUUUCUCCUCGGCAUCACAAACCUUCGCAAUAUGAGCUAUGGCAACGGCACAACAUCCUGCGAUUAACAUGGA